Molecule: messenger RNA, 2181 nt
Organism: Sphaeroforma arctica JP610
Lineage: Eukaryota; Ichthyosporea; Ichthyophonida
Exons: 15
Coding region: 326-2011 (561 amino acids)
Source: RefSeq, a predicted model, not a curated record
CGAAGUAUGGCUGUGGCAGGGAUACAUACAUACGAACGCAUUUUGAUUUUUGAAGAUACAUAGCUUGAUACGCAGAACAUCGGUAGAGCAGAGCAGAACAGAUAGUUAAAUAUUAUAAACGUUGCUGUUACGUAUCACUGUUACUUACAAAGAAUUGGCUUAGAAAUGGAUACUAAAUAAUAUGCUAGAGUAGGUUUCUAAUUAACAUGCCGAUAAGGCAAUCCGACAAACUCGCCUCACGUUGGUGUACACAUUUCUGGUCUAUUAUGGGUUAAAAGGGGCAAGUACAAUUCAUCAUAUGCUAAUCCCAGUUUGGAACUGAACAAUGGGAGACUCCUCCAAUCCUUUGCUCAGGGUGGAUGUGGUUCCUGGUGAAUCGAUUGGCCCGUUUGUGCUGGGCAUGACCUUGGGGACGACUAUUGAAUGGCUGAGAUCGCAUUCGCGAGAGAUCCCUCAGGUGGAGUUGCUGUACAGCGAAGAGAACCCCUUCGACUAUGACAACGUGCUGCGCCUGACCAAGAAUGGAAUACAGCUGCGUUUCACCAGCGACAGCCAACGUCUGAAGAUUGUGGAGGUGUUUGACCUAAGCAAUCUGCAGCUGGUCUAUGCGAACUCCAUCUUUAGCUCCGCAACCGUAGCGCCUACGUUUCUGACAGUCUCUCGGCUAUUCGGACCGUCGUAUCCGGGACAGUUUGAUCGGAAGCGGCAGCAUCACUCCCUUAAAUAUCCAGGACUGUCCUUCUUCUUUCCGAUCCCCGAGCAGUAUUGCGGAAUACAAAGCCAGACCACGAGCCGGAAAGAGGAACAGGCACACCUGACCAACGGCGCAGAUAACGCCAGGAGGAAAAGUGGCCAGACCAAUCGCAAAGCGGAGUCUGCUCAGCCUAACGAGACCUCAUCGCCACAUUUUGAUGAUCACGAGCCGCCUCUAGAGCUCCCCGAUGGGACCACACCAGUCGCAAGACGCAUUUGUGUAUACGCACCUGACCAUCGCCUACCACCAGUGGCUGGGAGCAGUACCAGAGGCUUGCUGCCAGUGUACUAUGACAAAGUCAAGGGCGUGCCGAGUGAGGGUAUCUCCAUAGCGCGAUAUGGGAUGUCGGUCCGUUUCGGCGAUAGCUGUCAAGAUGUCAUGUGUCAAUUAGGGCCGCCUUCGAAGAUUUAUUACAAGGAAGAAGACAAGAUGCGGAUCCAUACGUAUGCAACGCAGAAUGGUGGCGGUGGUGGUCCUUCUGGAUCGCCUAGCGGCGGCUCAAAAAGGUCUGCUUCCCUUAGCACAGCGGGAAAGGGGCGGCCCUCACAAGUGGGUACCCACUGCAGCGACUACUUCUACAACUACUUUGACCUGGGCAUAGACGUUCUGUUCGAUGCCGAACGACAUACCGUGAAGAAGAUUGUGCUGCACACGAAUCUGCCGUCGCAUUUAGAUUUUGGCAUUUACCACAAAUGCAAUUUUAGUUUAUGGGUUCCGGACGAGCCCGCGCUGUCAGACAUGUCAUCGCAGUCACCGCCAAACCGACCGCCGACUAUCAACUCCACGCCAGGUACGAACGAUCCCCAAACGAGGUCGACGAAACAGACCCACACUACUGGAGCGGAUAGCAAUCUGAAAAUGCGAAACGACAUAGUACACCAAGCACGCAAGAAGGACCGAACUGUGUCUUCCAGUGACAGCAGUGAUACAGAGGGCCCGACUACCUCUGGCAUAAAAGCCCAAGCUGGCCGAAGAACCGCACCACAAAAUUCUGCAGAAGACCGGUUGAAAGGGCCCGACGCCAAGGCAGAGAGGCGGAGAAAGGGGGUCAGCAUCACUUCGCUUAUGUCCUGGGCCGAGAUAAAAAGGAUACUAGGUGAGCCUAUUGGGUUGCCGGUUAUAUUCAAUCGAGGAUCGGCGAUAACACCGUUUGGCACUACCCGCUUCCACGGAUACGAUAGAUUAAUCUUCGAGGUCAUGAGGAAUGGGCAUAUCGCGACAGUGACGCUUUUUGCGACCAGUCCUGCGGGGUGGUAGUGAAGAAGUAUGCAUGGAGGUAACCAAUUAAGAUCUAAACUUCAUAUACAGGCAUAUACGAGCCAACGUUCGAAAUUAGUAGAGGCGCGCCUCUUGCUCCUCACGGGAAAAUAAGACUAUUAUGACAGAUUAACGCUGCAGAAGUCAUUUGAAUUCCAGAAUGGUCCACC